AUGGAUAGUGAUAAAUAUAAAAAGUUCUAUGUCUACAAUCAUGGGUUUACAAAACAGCCAUUUUACGAAAGAAACUUGAAUGAUAAAGGUAUUCACUUGAAGGAAUUAAAAAGACUGGAAAGAGUGGAUGAACCUAGAUUAUAUAAUAAUGUUGAUAAGAUUCCAAAUAAGAAAGAAAUUAUUUAUAAUAAUAUAAAGAGCAAUAAUAUACAAGUAAGAGUAAAUCAAAAUAAUAAUGAAGAGAAAAAGAAAGAGGAAGCAAAUUACACCUGUGUAAAUAAUAAAUACGUUACAUUGAAAAACAAGGUGCAUGUUAACAAAUAUGUAAAUAAUUCAAACAUAAAUAAAAUAAAAAUAGUCCCUAUAAUUAAAUGUAGUAAUUAUAAAAUAAAAAACAAUCCUAUAUCACAUUUGAAAUCGAACUAUGAAAAUAAAUUUGUCAAAUUAUCCAAUUUUUCAAACAUAAAAAAUGGUUGUUCCCAUAAGGAUAAUGUAAUAAAUGAAACAAUGGAUCAACAUAAGUCCGAACAGUUAAAUAAUGAUAAUAUAAAAAAAUUGUUAUAUGAUUAUUGUAUAUUUCGUGAAGAUACUAUAAAAACGAAAACGAAUAUAUCAUAUAACAAGAUGAAUAGUUUUAAAGACAAUGAAGAAAAUAUAAAUUACAUGGAUAAUAAUAAUAUUAAGAGUAAUAGUAGUAGUUAUUGUAGUUAUUCAAAUAAAAUCAACCAAAACAAUGUAAACCAUACACAUUUGAAAACAGAAUUUCUUAACGAAAAAAAUAGUCAUACACAAAAUGAACAAUCCAUACCAUUACUUGAUGGGUUACAAAAUAAUCAUAAUUCAGCUACCAAAUUUCAUAAUAAUAUUUAUGAUAACAAUAAUUCACUUGUUAAUUAUAAAUCUGAUAAAGGCAUAGACCUUCAUAAUAAGAUGAUGAAGAUAGAAACAGAUAAAAAUGGAAUUAUUACACUGGAGAAAAAGAAACAUGAUGAAAAAUAUUAUAAUAAUAUAUUUUUAAAUCCAUUAAAUGAUAAUUCAAAUAAUGUUGUUAUUACAACUUGUGAUAAUAAAGAAAGUUAUCGAAACAGCACAAGUGAUAUGAUAAACAAAAUUUUUGAAAAGAUGAUGAAUGAGAAAAAAAAUAUAUUAAAAAUGAAAAAUUUUAAUGAUGUUAUUAAAAAAAAAAUUACAAUGGCAAAAGAAAAAAUACUUAAUUCAAAUAGUACAAUUAAUAUGAAAAAGGUUUCUUUUUAUAAUUCUAAGGAUGAGGACUUAUUUAAUGAAAAAGAAAAUAGUUAUAAAUAUGGUGUAAAGAGGGAAAACCAGGAAGAUAUAAAUGUAAUAAAAAAUAAUAUGAAAAGGAAUAAUAUAAAUAUUGAUAAUAAUGAUAAUAUAAAUAUAAUUAAAAACGAUAGUGUAAGUAAAAAUAUUCAUAUAAAUAAUAAAAAGAAAAGGGAUGAUGAUUUCCCUUUUAAUAAUAGUGCUGGGCUAUUAUUAGAUUUUGAUUUGUGUAAAAGGAAAGUUUUGGAAAUACUUAAAAAUGUGCAAUCAUCAAAAAAAAAAAAUAAGAUUUUAACAAAUCAUAAUCAUAGUAGUGAUAAUCAAAAUUGUCAUAGUAGUGAUAAUCAAAAUUGUCAUAGUAGUGAUAAUCAAAAUUGUCACAGUAGUGAUAAUCAAAAUUGUCAUAGUAGUGAUAAUCAAAAUUGUGAUAGUAAUGCAUGUAAUAAAAAGGAUGAAGAAAAAAAGAGAAAAAAAAAAAAAAUUAAGAAAAAAAAUAAAAUGAAAAAUAAAAGCAAUAAUAAAAGUAAAAAUAAAAGAGAAACUAAAAGUAAAAAAAUUAGCAAUAAUAAUAAUAAUGAUAAUAUGAAUAAUCAGUGUGAUAACAUGGGUGACCAAAGAAUAAAUAAUGAAAAUAUGGAUAAACAAAAUGUUAAUAUUCAAAAUGAAGGUAAUGGUUUUAAUAAUAAUAAAAAUAAUAAUGAUCUUUUAAAUGUUUAUAUAUCACCUAAUAUGAUUAAUCAUUCUUUAUCUUCAACUUGUGAAAAAAAAAAUAAAGAAGAUAACAAAAUGAAUGACAAUAAAUUUCUUAAUAGCAGUAGUAAAAUGAAAAUUCCAGAGAUAAGUACGAACAACUCAAAUGAAAAGAUUGUUAAUGUGUCAAAUGAUGAAAUGUUAGUAUAUCAUAAUUUAACCGUAUUAAAUGUAAAGGAACAAGGAGGUGUAACAGAAGAAUCGAGCUGUAUAAAACGCACAUAUUUUGUGGAUCAAUUUUAUGAUUCAUAUAAUAUGAGAAAUGAAAAAAUAACAGAUGAUAAUAUGCAAGUAGAAGAUAUAUAUAAUGUAAAGGAAAAUAUAAAAAGAACUCUAAAAGGUGAUGGUCAUGAUGAUGUCAAAACGAAUAUGCUGAGUGAAGAUAAUAGUUAUGCAAGUGGUUUAUGGGGUAACGAAAUAAACUUUAUUAGUAAUAAUGAAAAUUGUUUAAAUAGCUAUGAUAUAUCAUGUGAUGAGAAAUAUAUCCCAAAUGAAGAGGAACAGGAUGAGGAACUUUGUUCAAAUAAUAUUCUUGUAAAAGAUAUAGAAGAAAAGAAAAUGUGUGGUAAAUUAUUUUUUGAAGAAAUUUGUGUAUUCAGAAUAAAUGAAAAGAAUGAACAUGGACAUGAAAACCUAAGAAAAAAUAAUCACAAUGACGAUACUCAUAAGAUGUAUAGUAGUUAUGAAAAUAUACAAAAUAUUAAUAAACAGAGUACAAACCCUUUUUGUAAAAAAGAUGAAAUGGAGAAGAGCCAAGGGACUAAUUUAUUUUAUGAUAAUUACAUUAACAGUGUGGACAUAACAAAAUUAGAAUUAAAUAAGAAUUGUUACCAACAUAUUAAUUAUGAAGUUCAAAAUUUAAUUAAAAAAGAAAAUUCAUAUGCAGCUGAAAUGAAUGUAGGGUUAGUGUUUCGUAAGUAUAUUCCUAUUCUCAUAAAUUUGUCAUGUAAUUAUUUGCUUAUAAAAAAGAAUGAAAAGAAUGUGAUUACUUGUAUAUCAUAUACUAACAUUAUAGACGUAAAAAUUGUAAAGAAGAGUAAAAAAAAUAAGGAACGGUUUUUAUUUAAAAUAGUUUAUGUAUUUAAAAAGAAAGAACAGAAAACUGAAAAAAAUGUAACUCUUUUAUUUAGAGCAAAUUUAAUGGAAAUUUUUGAAAAGAUAAAAGGACGAGUAGAUUAUUGUAUAAUACCAAAUGAAGAUGAUAAAAAUAUUCAAUUACAAGACAAAAAAAAAAAAAAAGGAAAGAAAAAAAAAGAGCUACAGGAAGAAAAAAUGAAAAAAAAAAAAAAAACACAAGAAUAUGUAGAUAUCGAAACGGUAUAUGAAUAUGUAAUAGAAAAAUAUAAAAGAGUACAUGUAUUAUAUUUAGGACGUUUAUUACAGAUUGUUGAAAAACUUUUUAAAAAAUAUAUAUUAAAAUAUUCAUUUCAUAAAUUAAGAAUAUUUUAUGAAUAUAAAAUAGAAAUGGAAAAAUUAAAAAAAAAUUAUAUUCACUGUAUAUAUGAUAUAAGUGAUAAAUUAGAAUUCCUUAUAAAAAAAAAAAUGCAACAUUAUUUUAAUCAUAUAAUAAUAAAUAGUUAUGAAUCAAGUUUUAUUAAUUAUCAAAUCAAAACAAAUGAUAUGUUAUAUAAUUUACUUUUAAAAGAAAAAUCUGCUUACCAAAACCAUUUGGGUAAAAAUUAUAUUUUAAUAUUAUACAAAGUAUUACUUAGUAUGUAUAAAAAAAAAAUGGCUAUCUAUUUUAGAUCUUUUGUAUACAAUAAUAUAAAAGUAAGUAAAAAAAAAAAUGCGUUUGCAUAUACAUUAACUCGUGUAAAUAGUAUAUUAGUUUUAUAUGAAAGACGGAUUAAAUCAUUUAUCUUUUCCAAAUUAAAAUUUAAUUAUGAUAAUGUAUCAUAUUUUUGUUUUACUAUGUAUAAAAUAUAUUUAAGAAGAAUUUUAUUUGGAUAUCUACGCAUACGAGAUAAUCGUAUCAAUAUUAAAAAUGUGAUUGAAAAAAAUGUUUACAGGCUUGUUAAAUUAAUUUCAAAAAUAAGUGAUAAUCAUAAAUAUAAUGCAUUUUUAAAAUUACAAAAAUAUGUAUAUGAACAAAAUGAAAAGAAAAAUAAAAUGAUAUGUGAUAAUUUAAUAUAUGCAAAUAAUGAAUUGUGUAAUAAUCUAGACAAAAUAGCUAUUGAAAAGGGAAUUAAUCAAAUAGAUUGUUUAAUCAAAUUUAAAAGAAAAGAAUGUUUAAUGAAAUAUUUCUAUACAUUAAAAGGUCCACAAAUUAAUACUGAACGUUUCUAUUAUUGUAUAAGAUAUUGUAGUAUCUUUUCAUUUGUAUUAAAUAAAAUUAUACAGAAGAAAGUGCAACAUAUUUUUUUCCAAUUUGUACUUAAAACAUUACAACGAAAUAAUAAAAAUAGAUUAACACAUGCAAUCAAAUUAUUACAAGUAUUAGUACAGAAAAAAGAAAAAAAAAGUGUAAUAGAUGUAUUACAAUUAUAUGACAAAUAUCCAUAUAUAUUUCAGUACAAAGAUUUAACAAAGAUAGAGGUUUUUGUUAUUUGUGUACAAAAUUUUGUAACUCUCUAUAACAGAAAGCUGUUAUUAAACUUUUUAUUAAAAUUGCAUUAUUUAAAAUAUCAAGAGCAGUUUAUGAAAACAUAUAAUGGUAUUGGAAGUAUAUACAAAUUUGUUCAUGUCCUGGACAAGAAGCUCAUGAAUACUAUACGUGAGUCAUUCCGGGUAAUAUUACAAAAUGAUAAAUUUCUAAGAGAAAAAAUGAACAUGAAGAUGGAACAAAUGGAUAUGAAGAUGGAGAAAAUUGAUGUGAAUAUGGAUCAAAUGGAUGUAAAAAUGGAACAAAUGGAUGUCAAGAUGGAACAAAUGGAUGUCAAGAUGAAAAGAAUGAACAAGAAGAAAUCGAAACAAAUACAUGUUAAUUACAAUAAUAAAGCAUAUUCUUCAUCUUCUCCUUCACCUAUGUUACGUUAUAAUAAAUAUAAGGACAUGUCAUCGAAUUCGGCAAGUCUCAUAAAGAAGUAUCCUUUCCUCAUAUACAACUCGGAAAUAUCUCCGGACUGUACAACCAUGGCGGAUGAUAAAUUAUCGUUACCAUCGAACGAAUCGGUUACACACAUAUUUUCCUACGCAUAUGAAGAUAUGGAUAAGAUUAAAAAAAAAAUAUAUGACUUCAAUAACAAAAUGAGCAAUGUUGAUUUAUAG
Molecule: messenger RNA, 5238 nt
Organism: Plasmodium falciparum 3D7
Lineage: Eukaryota; Apicomplexa; Aconoidasida; Haemosporida; Plasmodiidae
Source: RefSeq, a predicted model, not a curated record